CUGGCCAUUGCUGACCAAAACCUGCGAACACAGAACAAGAUUCAUAGCGGCAGAACUUAUGUCUCGGAGUCCUGCCUCUCAGAGGUUUCCGGUACACGCUCAGGUUUUUGCCCAAAACCACAAGUGAAGAAAUCCAUAAGCUCUGACAGUCUGGAGCAGAGCUCGCUGGAAGACUCUCUGAACUCUAUAAGGAAACCGUCCAUUGACUCCAGCACGCCACUUGUUCGCUCUUCAGAGCGUCUGGCUGCCAAGCGCAAAGGUUCAUACGCCGAGUCCCUGGAAACCCUGUAUUUCACGCCUAUUAAUGUCAGACAGACAAAAAGAACCGGAGCAGAGUUUGACGAGGAGAUGGACUCUGCUCGUAAAAAUCCAACUUCAUCUGUCAAACGACGCAGAACCACACAGGUCAUAAACAUCACCUUGACUAAGGUGGAGGAUCUUCUAUUUCACAUCAUUGAAU
Messenger RNA from Oryzias melastigma (Indian medaka), 460 nucleotides. Its product is annotated as nuclear mitotic apparatus protein 1. Gene Ontology annotation, biological process: establishment of mitotic spindle orientation. NCBI's taxonomy places the organism in Eukaryota, Metazoa, Chordata, Actinopteri, Beloniformes, Adrianichthyidae. The record is from RefSeq and is a predicted model, not a curated record. Gene Ontology annotation, cellular component: spindle pole; spindle microtubule; centrosome. Gene Ontology annotation, molecular function: microtubule binding.